AUGUGGCAAAAGUUCGCAAAGUUCAAGGGGACCGACUACUUUCGCAAGGCACUGUAUAUGCACAUAGCUACCUCAAUUACCUCCGUACCCCUGCACAUCAACUCGAUACUGGUACUCCCUCUAUAUAGACAUGUCAUUUUACUUGUUUUUGUUAUUUGUUCACUAUGUAUUUAUUACCUCUGUUACAAUUUCUAUUUAUUUUUUGUCUUUAACUCUGGAUUUUUGGAAAAUAAUUUGCAAGUAACUAUUUCACUGGUAGUCUACACCUGUUGUUUCCAAAGCAUGUGGCAAAUAAAAUAAAAUUUUGAUUUGAGAUAAGACUUCAGGUAUCGUGGGCGUUUUUCUUUACAACCACUGAUAAUUCAUUGCAUUUUGUCAAAGUCACAGAUGUUUUGUCUUAUUUUACUGGCAGCACAAUUCAGUCCCAUAAAUGUGAUGUUAAUGUGGCUAAAAUAUUAUUAUGUGGCUAAGAGAUUAUUGACACUUUCACUUAAUCAUGAAUUGGUCUUUGUUAAAAAUUGCAUUCAUGUAUGUUUUGCUUUUGCAGCCAUUGCCUAAGGUAUGUCUUAUGAUGGGAAAAAUCUCUAUCUUUUUGUCAUUCCCACAUGUGGGGACAUUAUAAUGUUGGUGUCUAUGCGCUGCAUAUAGAUACUGAUUGUGUGUGCGCAUGCGUGUGUGUGUGUGUGUGUGUGUGUGUGUGUGUGUGUGUGUGUGUGUGUGUGUGUGUGUGCGAUCUAGGAGGGAGGCUCAGGCAGAUAUGUGUUAGCUAAUGCUGUCUGAGAGCAGCUGGGCAGGGCUAAUAAACGAACAAUAACACAAUGACAUCACCCAGAGAGAGAGAGAGUGGGGCUGCGUGCAAGCGAGCCAGAGCAAGGGAGAAGCUCAGAUGCAGAGAGGCAGAAGAGAGAGAGAGAGAGAGCGUGUGUGAGUGGGAGAGCACUGGACAGUACUCACUCAACAUUGACAGGGGAUACAGCUCUUUCCAGAAGAUUUUGCAGAUUUUUUUCCCCCCCUCUCUUCCAUUGCACCUCUCCCCCUCCCCCUUUCCCCUUCCCCUCAUCCUCUGUCAACCCCUCUCAGCCUUUGCUUCAGGCUGCUCCUCCGGGCAUGCUACUUAAGCCAAAGUAUGGCCGCUUUCGCAACGCUUCUGUGACCUCCUCCGACGACCUGAUGCAGAGCUUAGCCAUGAGCGGCAAAGUGGUGGCCACCCCUGUGGUCCUCUCCUCCGCCCCCAGCCUGCCGCUGCCCCCCCUGCCUCCUCUGGAGUCCAUCCCCGGGUCCUCCUCUGCAGCCCCGGCCCUAGCCGACUCCCCCUGCCUGGACGGGGAGCAGGACACCACCACCACUUUCUGCAUGCUCAUCCCCAGGAUGCCUCAGUGGAAGUUCUCCAACACUCUGCUGAGCAGGAGCCCCUCCAACUCCAGCUCCAGCUCAUGCAAGGACACCGGCAAGACUGCAGCCCCCUCAUCGCAGGGCUCGCACGGCCCCAGUGGCCCUUCAGCCCCCAGUGGUCCCGUGGCAAGUCUGGCUGCUGUUUUGAACUCCUGUGACCCUGUGUGUGUCACCCCCUGUUCCCUACAGGCCAUCAGCAGGCAGAGAUCUGCAAUGCGCUCAGCCAGUCCAGGGGGCCAUGGAGCAGGGGCUGCAGAGGGCACAGGGAGCCUUGGGGGCCACAACGGCUUCAGGACAGGGAUGAACCGCAGGACCAGGGUGGAGGGCAUGUGGCUGGGAGGGGAGGACUUCAACCAGAAGGGCAGCUUCAUCCACAAGCCCUCCCAGGGAUGGCUGCACCCAGACAAGAAUAUCACAGGCCCUGGGGCCUCCUACAUUGUCAGGUACAUGGGCUGCAUUGAGGUGUUGAAGUCGAUGCGAUCGCUGGACUUCAACACUCGGACCCAGGUGACGAGGGAGGCCAUCAACAGACUGUGUGAAGCUGUGCCUGGGAGUAAGGGGGCCUGGAGGAAGAAGAACAUUAACAAGGCCCUGCAGACCAUCAUGGGGAAGAGUAACCUGCGCUUCGCUGGUAUGGGCAUCGCUGUCAACAUCUCUAUAGAGGGCCUCAACCUGCUCAUCCCCACGACACGACAGGUGAUAGCACACCACCCCAUGGAGUCCAUCUCCUUUGCCUCUGGGGGAGACACGGACACACCCGAUUAUGUUGCUUAUGUGGCCAAAGAUCCAGUCAAUCAGAGAGCAUGCCAUAUCCUGGAGUGUGGUGACGGUCUAGCCCAGAAUGUCAUCAGUACCAUCGGCCAGGCCUUUGAACUGCAGUUUAAACAGUACCUCCACAGCCCUCCCAAAGCCAUCCCCACCAUGGAGAGGAACAUCAGGACAGAGGACUCGGCGUGGGGUGAUGACGAGGACUCCUCGGAGCAUGACUACUACAACAGCAUCCCAGGGAAGGAGCCUCCUGUUGGAGGAGUGGUGGACUCGAGGCUGAUGCCUUGUACCGCCUUGCUGGGCCACGUCCACAGCCAACCACAGAGCAAGGCAGCGCAGAUCGGUUCUCCGGCCAGGAGAGACACGGUGUCCUAUCCCUCAGGUCAGCUGUGCUAUGAGCUUCACUGGGACACUGAGAACAACGGCAGCUCAGGUCUGACAUCAGAUGGGUACCUGCGGGCAGACGGCCAUUCCCCGGGAAGUAGGAACUAUGAAGAGCACCUGUAUGUGAACACCCAGAGUCUGGAGGGCCUGGAGCAGGGAGCAGAGGGCCAUAGGGGGGCCAGACAGCCAGACAGCCCCAAGAAAGACAUAUUUGACAUGAAACCCUUUGAGGAUGCUCUGAAGAUGCACGAGGCUGGUGGUAACGGUGGGGUGUGUGUGCUGGAGGACCAGUGGCCCAGUCCGCCCCGGCGUCGUGCCCCUGUCGCCCCCACAGAGGAGCAGCUUCGGCGGGAGGCCUGGUACCAUGGCCGUAUGAGCCGCCGGGAUGCUGAGAAACUGCUGGUCCGAGACGGGGACUUCCUGGUACGAGACAGUGCCACCAACCCAGGCCAGUACGUCCUGACGGGCAUGCACUGCGGUCUGCCCAAACACCUGCUACUGGUCGACCCAGAGGGAAUGCCCACUCCUCCUCGUCACUGCCAGGUACGAACCAAAGACAUGCUGUUUGAGAGUAUCAGUCACCUGAUCAGCUACCACCUGAAGAACGAGCUGCCCAUCGUGGCAGCCGAGAGCGAGCUGCACCUCAAACAGGUGGUCCGGAGGAAAGAGGGGACAGCGUUCUGGAAUGGAGUCAGAGGUGUGUCCAUAUAACCCCAGGGAGGAAGAUCUUCACUUUGUCAUAUCCCCAGAAUCAGAGCUUUCGCAGGGGUAGGAGGACACAGGCAACUCCCUCUGUCCAGGACCCAAGGGCAUGGGCUGCAGUACCUGGCUGCCUCCGACAGUGCCGACAAACUUUCCACCAUCUCCACCUGAACUCUCAGUAUACAGUCAUUUAGCUAACCGAUGCCUCGGAACAGCUCAGCCAAUCACAAGGAUGGAAUGUGAGGUCACAGUCACAUACAGUAGUUGUUCCAUAGGAAAGCAUCAUUUUUGAGUGCAUGAUGAUGUUGCACCUCAUACUGAGUCUCAUACUGCUGAUGUCAUACGCAGUCCCAGAAUGAUUUGGGUUCCCUGUGUCUUUAAACGGACAAAUGUGAACAUUGUAUAUGAUAUGUGAGAAACUGGCAGCAAAAUAUCACUAAAUUGUUUUAUCAGAAUGCAGUUCUUUGCUCCUCAGACAAUGGGAUGCUUUAAUGGACUUUUAUAAACUGUUCAUCUGCAGCAGUAGCACCUGCACCUUCAUGAUUUAUUCAUAUGUAAUCUCAGGACCUAAUUCUGAAGGCGUUAAAUAUCUGAUUGCAUGAAUUGAAAUAUGCUUCAGAGAUACAGUACUAACCAGACACCGACCUUGAAAAUGUGUCUGUCUCUCUGUCCCAUCAAUAUCCACAGGAAGUCUGCAUAACACAACAUUGGGAAUAUACAGUUGGCUAAAAUUCAUGGGUAGAACUCCGAAUAUCAUUGUGUUCAAUAAUAACCAUAUGCUUGUCAAAGUGUUUCUAUGGGACAGUCAUAGCUCGUCAGUGAACACCUACCCAAGUUGUGUUACCAUGCCUACUGUGUGAAGAUAUCACACUGGUCAGAGCCUGUGCUCUCAGAAGGCAGACUACAUUACUACAAAUGACUCAGUGUAAAGAUAAUUAAGACCCAUAAAAUAGUUCAGUGCCUUAAUACUUGGUGUUUCAUAUCUUUCCUCCCAAAUCACUUGUGCAGUAUCAUACAUUCUAUAUAUACAGUGGGGCAAAAAAUAUUUAGUCAGACACCAAUUGUGCAAGUUCUCCCACUUAAAAAGAUGAGAGAGGCCUGUAAUUUUCAUCAUAGGUACACUUCAACUAUGACAGACAAAAUGAGAAAAACAAAUCCAGAAAAUCACAUUGUAGGAUUUUUAAUGAAUUUAUUUGCAAAUUAUGAUGGAAAAUAAGUAUUUGGUCACCUACAAACAAACAAGAUUUCUGGCUCUCACAGACCUGAAACUUCUUCUUUAAGAGACUCGUUACCUGUAUUAAUGGCACAUGUUUUUACUUUUUAUCAGUAUAAAAGACACCUGUCCACAACCUCAAACAGUCACACUCCAAGCUCCACUAUGGCCAAGACCAAAGAGCUGUCAAAGGACACCAGAAACAAAAUUGUAGACCUGCACCAGGCUGGGAAGACACAAUCUGCAAUAGGUAAGCAGCUUGAAUUGAAGAAAUAAACUGUGGGAGCAAUUAUUAGGAAAUGGAAGACAUACAAGACCACUGAUAAUCUCCCUUGAUCUGGGGCUCCACGCAAGAUCUCACCCUGUGGGGUCAAUCAAAUCAAUCAAUCAAAUCAAUCAAAUCAAGUCAAAAUGAUCACAAGAACGGUGAGCAAAAAUCCCAGAACCACACGGGGGGACCUAGUGAAUGACCUGCUGGGACCAAAGUAACAAAGCCUACCAUCAGUAACACACUACGCCAUCAGGGACUCAAAUCCUGCAGUGCCAGACGUGUCCCCCUGCUUAAGCCAGUACAUGUCCAGGCCCGUCUGAAGUUUGCUAGAGAGCAUUUGGAUGAUCCAGAAGAAGAUUGGGAGAAUGUCAUAUGGUCAGAUGAAACCAAAAUAGAACUUUUUGGUAAAAACUCAACUUGUCAUGUUUGGAGGACAUAGAAUGCUGAGUUGCAUCCAAAGAACACCAUACCUACUGUGAAGCAUGGGGGUGGAAACAUCAUGUUUUUGGGUUGUUUUUCUGCAAAGGGACCAGGACGACUGAUCCGUGUAAAGGAAAGAAUGAAUGGGGCCAUGUAUCGUGAGAUUUUGAGUGAAAACCUCCUUCCAUCAGCAAGGGCAUUGAAGAUGAAACGUGGCUGGGUCUUUCAACAUGACAAUGAUCCCAAACACACCGCCCAGGCAACAAAGGAGUGGCUUCGUAAGAAGCAUUUCAAGGUCCUGGAGUGGCCUAGCCAGUCUCCAGAUCUCAACCCCAUAGAAAAUCUUUGGAGGGUGUUGAAAGUCUGUGUUGCCCAGCAACAGUCCCAAAACAUUACUGCUCUAGAGGAGAUCUGCAUGGAGGAAUGGGCCAAAAUACCAGCAACAGUGUGUGAAAACCUUGUGAAGACUUACAGAAAACGUUUGACCUCUGUCAUUGCCAACAACGGGUAUAUAACAAAGUAUUGAGAUAAACUUUUGUUAUUGACCAAAUACUUAUUUCCCACCAUAAUUUGCAAAUAAAUUCAUUAAAAACCUACAAUGUGAUUUUCUGGAUUUUUUUUCCUCAUUUUGUCUGUCAUAGUUGAAGUGUACCUAUGAUGAAAAUUACAGGCCUCUCAUCUUUUUAAGUAGGAGAACUUGCACAAUUGGUGGCUGACUAAAUACUUUUUUUGCCCCACUGUACCACAGCAGAAGAUAGUAGUGUGUGCUGCAUCUAUGUAUACCCCGAGAGCAAAUGGCAAAUUUUCUUGCCAUGCCAAAUCACACUUUAAUCAAUGAAUGGAGUGGACUGAAAGUCAAAUCAUCCUUUUUAUUGUGAAACUUUCUAUAAGUUGUAAAUGUAUGGGAGAGGGGGGGGGGUGUAAAUACUGUAGAACAUCCCAUAGUGUGUUCUGAUUGGCUGUCCUCUUUUGUUUGCUUCCUAUUCUAUUGUACCAGUCCUCCAAUCAAUAAUCUUCAUGAGCAUAGGCCCUUAUUGAUUUGAUGACCAUCCUGUGUUGUUAAUGACAACAUGUUUUAUCAAUAGAUAGGGGAUGUCCUGGUAUUUGCUGUGUCUUUGUCCCAGUCCAGGCACAGGGAGACAGAGGACAUGGCUUUCUGUGACGUUAGUGUACUUUACAGUAUGCAACUUUUCCAUAUGACCCCUUUGCUUUAUCAGGCCUUUCUUGUAUCUACUCUUCUUUGAACAAAAUACAUUUUUUUCAAUAAAAUCUGUCAAAAUUAA
Messenger RNA from Oncorhynchus masou masou (cherry salmon), 6433 nucleotides. RefSeq names its product SHC-transforming protein 2-like. Gene Ontology annotation, cellular component: plasma membrane. Gene Ontology annotation, molecular function: receptor tyrosine kinase binding. The transcript is spliced from 13 exons. Gene Ontology annotation, biological process: cell surface receptor protein tyrosine kinase signaling pathway; intracellular signal transduction. Bases 1108 to 3255 code for a protein of 715 amino acids. Lineage: Eukaryota; Metazoa; Chordata; Actinopteri; Salmoniformes; Salmonidae. The record is from RefSeq and is a predicted model, not a curated record.